This is a messenger RNA of Ogataea parapolymorpha DL-1, 1593 nucleotides long. Its product is annotated as J protein JJJ1. Lineage: Eukaryota; Fungi; Ascomycota; Pichiomycetes; Pichiales; Pichiaceae. The transcript has a single exon. The record is from RefSeq and is a predicted model, not a curated record. Gene Ontology annotation, cellular component: cytoplasm. The coding region runs from base 1 to 1593 and encodes 530 amino acids.
AUGAAGACCGACUACUAUGAGCUGCUAGGGGUGAACGUGGAGGCGUCUGAUCUGGAAAUCAAGAAGGCUUACCGGAAGAAGGCGCUUCAGCUUCAUCCGGACAAGAACCCAGACGAUGUCGAGGGCGCAAGUCGCAAGUUCAAUGAGGUCAAGGUAGCAUACGAUACCCUUAGCGAUCCCCAGGAAAGGGCUUGGUACGAUUCCCACAAGUUUCAGAUUUUGAUGGAAGACGGCGAUAGGGAACUUGACGACGAUAAUUCUGCCGAGGUCUAUUACGCCGGCCUGUCUGUGGACGACAUUACUCAAUAUCUGAAUCCAGAUCUGUACACCCAGAUGGACGACUCGAUCAGCGGGUUUUAUUCUGUGGCUGGGGUAAUUUUAGAUCGAAUUGCGAGCGAGGAGGUUUCUGCAGGCAAGAAACAGAAGCUUCCCGGUUUCGAGAGCUACAAGGACGACACGCCGUUUGCCAAUGCGUGCGACGCGAAGGAGCUGCUCUACCCUAGGUUUGGCAAGUCUCGCUCUGACUACGGCGAAGUCGUGCGGAUUUUCUACAAGGUGUGGGGCAAUUUCGCGUCCGUGAAGAGUUUCAAUUGGCUGGAUGAGUACCGGUACUCGAGCGCGCCGGAUAGACGUACUCGACGGCUGAUGGAGAAGGAGAAUAAAAAAAUCAGAGACUCUGCGCGCAAAGAGUACAACGAGGCCGUGCGCCGGUUGAUCUCGUUCCUAAAGAAACGCGAUCCACGCGUGAACGCGACCGCGCAGCGCCAGUACGAGCAGGAGCGGAUCAGAAGGCAGCAGGACGAGGUGAAGCAGCAGGUGAAGAGAGAAAAAGAGCAGCGGCAGCGGGACAAGAUAGAAUUCAGCGAGCAGAGCUGGCAGAUGCUGGACCCAGACGACCUUGCAGAGAUUGAACAGCAGCUGGACAAGAUGUAUAUGGAAGAGCAGGACGAAAGCGAGGACGAGGAGUUGUAUGAGUGUAUUAUCUGCGAUAAGCGUUUCAGACAUGAGAAGCAAUUUUUGGAGCACGAGAAGAGUAAGAAGCAUAUCAAGUUGUUGAAACGGCUUCAAUGGCAGAUGCGCAAAGAGGGUAUCGAAUUGGGGAUUGAUGAGGAGAGCUAUGUGCGCAGCGAGGAUGAGUACGAGAGCGCCGUGGAGGAUUUUGGGGUUGAAGAGCCCGAGUCUCGGCCUACGGAGGCUGAGCUUGAAGAAUUUGAAGUUACGGCUGAGCCUGCAGAGUCUCAGCCCGAGCUCAUAGAGGAUCCGUCUCCAGAUUCGCAGACGGGGCCUGUACCUGCCGUUACGCAUCAAGGUUCUGUGUCUCCGGAAGUGGACGACGUGCUGGACGAGGACGAGCGAUUGGUCGAGCUGGAGCGGAUCCUGAACGGCGAGGAGAGCGAUGACGACUGGUCGACCCGCAAAAAAGGCAAGAAGAAGAAGACGCGCACCAAGUCCUCAAAGCCUGUUUCGCAGCCAGAAACACCGUCUGGCGAGAAGUGCAGCGUGUGCAAGGAAACGUUCCCAAGCCGCAACAAGUUGUUCCAGCACAUCAACGCCACAGGUCACGCCUCGGCGCCGAAAAAGAAGAGACGAUGA